Messenger RNA from Camelina sativa (false flax), 1140 nucleotides. RefSeq names its product adenine phosphoribosyltransferase 5-like. Gene Ontology annotation, cellular component: cytoplasm; cytosol. Gene Ontology annotation, molecular function: adenine phosphoribosyltransferase activity. The record is from RefSeq and is a predicted model, not a curated record. NCBI's taxonomy places the organism in Eukaryota, Viridiplantae, Streptophyta, Magnoliopsida, Brassicales, Brassicaceae. Gene Ontology annotation, biological process: adenine salvage.
CGCGUGUGAUACAUACACAACACAACACUCUCUCUCUAUAUUAAAAUAUUAAAUGCUCUCUCACCCACUUUCUUCUACUACAACUGGUGGUGAACAGAGGAACAGAGCGAGAUAGAGACACAAAGAGAGAGAGGAUCUGAUCUCAUUUCAUUUUCCUCGUUUCCUUCUUCUGCGAGGGAAAUUUAAUUGUCUUCUACUUUGAAAUCUUCCCCCAUUUAUUUACUCUUCAAUCAAGAGAGAGAGAGAGAGAGAGAGUAAUAUACUAGUGUUAAAGACGCUCCUUGACACUCUCAAGAAUUGAAUUUCAAAAUUUCAGAGAGAGAGAGAGAGGAUAGAGAGAAACGAUGUUUGCUGCGGAGAAUGGUCUGAAAGGUGAUCCAAGACUCGAAGCUAUAUCAGCAGCCAUUAGAGUUGUUCCUUAUUUUCCCAAGAAAGGGAUUAUGUUUCAGGACAUAACAACGUUGUUGUUGGAUCAUAAGGCCUUUAAACAUACGAUUGACAUUUUCGUUGAUCGCUACAGAGACAUGCAAAUCUCUGUCGUUGCUGGAGUUGAAGCAAGAGGUUUCUUGUUGGGUCCUUCCAUUGCCUUAGCCAUCGGCGCAAAGUUUAUCCCUUUGCGUAAACCAGGAAAAUUACCAGGGAAAGUGAUAUCGGAGUCGUAUGAGCUUGAGUAUGGACAUGACCGUUUAGAGAUGCACGUUGACACAGUUGAGCCAGGAGAACGUGUCAUUAUCAUCGACGAUCUCGUUGCUACAGGCGGCACUCUUUCAGCCGCCAUUAGCCUUAUGGAAAGCCAAGGAGCUGAAGUUGUGGAGUGUGCUUGUGUCAUUGGCUUGCCUGAAGUCAAGGGGCAACACAAGCUGAAAGGGAAGCCGCUUUAUGUGCUGGUGGAGCCAAGUGAAUUAGACGAGUUCUGUUAGGAUACAAUCCGGUUGAGGUUUUUUUCUCCUGGCAGAGUUCAUGUUUCUUUGUUACAGUUUCAUCUUCUUUAUAAAAACUCUUAGGGUUUCAAAUUCAACGUCUUUGUAUUCGUUCUCUGUAGAUUUGAAUUUUGCUGUGUGGUUUUUACUUUUUUUUAUGAGUUUAAAAAGUUAGGACAAUGUGUACUUUUUUGUUAUCUUAAUCAAAAAAAAUGGCUAA